AUUGUGAUCUCUUUGGUGUUUAGUUAAUGUUUGAUAUGCCACAAGAUAUAGAAAGCGUAGAUUACAUAUUAGUCUCAUUGCUUCAGCGGUUCCAUGUGGAGCACAUCUCUGCUUUCUCUGCUUCACUUGUGCUUUACCAUUAGCUCACCUGACCUUGGUGUGUAGCUUAAUUUUUACCUGUCUGCCCUUCUUUCUUUUCUUCAUUUGGACCAGUUGGAGUUUGUCUUGAUCAGCUGUUUGUUCUGAGUUACCUGGGAGACUUCUGGUAGUUUUUCACCUUUCAGGUUUGUCAGGAAAGUCAUGGGCAGUUGGUUGAAGUGGCUGUGGUACCACAGAAACUACAUCAUCAUUAUCGUCACGCCAAUUGUACUCCUUCCUCUGCCACUCAUCAUCCCUACAUUGCAAGCAAGAUGUGCUUAUGCUAUCAUCCUCAUGGCUCUGUACUGGUGUACAGAGUGUAUGCCUCUGGCUGUGACUGCCCUACUGCCAGUCGUCCUCUUCCCUAUGAUGGGCAUCAUGAAGGCUGGAGCGGUCAGUAUUGAGUAUCUGAAAGACUCUAACAUGCUGUUCAUUGGUGGCCUGUUGGUGGCCAUCGCAGUGGAGCACUGGAACCUUCAUAAGCGCAUCGCUCUCCGAGUUUUGCUGCUGGUUGGCGUUCGUCCAUCCCUGUUAAUGAUGGGCUUCAUGAUGGUGUCGGCCUUCCUGUCCAUGUGGAUCAGCAACACGGCCUCCACAGCCAUGAUGCUGCCCAUCGCCCAGGCUGUGCUGCAGCAGCUGAAAGACACAGAGGCCCAGGCGGACGCACGAGAUUUCCAGGCUGCAGCCGAGGACAACCAUGCAUUUGAGCUCGAGAUGAAACAAACUAAAGAGGAAAUGAAAGGCGAGAAACAGCCAGACACCAAGUCUCAGCUGGAGGACAGAGUGUAUGAACAUGAGUGGAAUCCAGAGUCACCGCAGGAGUCCAGGAGAAAAGCAAUGGAGGCGAAGUACGAGCUCUUGACCAAAGGGAUGAGUCUGAGUGUGUGUUACUCUGCCAGCAUCGGGGGCACGGCCACGCUCACUGGCACGACUACUAACCUCAUCCUUAAGGGUCAAAUCGACGAGCUCUUCCCUGACAAUGGUGAUGUGAUCAACUUUGCCAGCUGGUUCGGCUUUGCUUUUCCCAACAUGGUGCUCAUGCUGGUGUUGACCUGGCUCUGGCUUCAGUUUAUAUUCCUGGGAUUCAACCUGAAGCAGUCAUUUGGCUGCGGCGUGAAAUCCGACAGAGAUAAGGAGGCGUAUGCGGUGAUGAAGCAGGAGUACAAUAAGCUGGGUCCCAUGAAGUUUGCUGAGGUGGCGGUGCUCACCAUCUUCGUCCUGCUCGUGAUCCUGUGGUUCACCAGGGAGCCGGGCUUCAUAGACGGCUGGGCAACAGUGCUCUUCAAUAAGGACGGAGCGUUUGUGUCAGAUGGAACUGUUGCUAUCUUAAUGUCGAUGCUCUUCUUCGUCAUUCCCUCCCAGCUGCCCAAGUGUGGAGGCUACGGUUACAAUGACGCAGGUAAGAUGGUGAAGGCUCUUCCCACUCUGCUGAACUGGCAGGUUGUCCACGAGCGAAUGCCCUGGAACAUAAUCCUGCUGUUGGGAGGAGGCUUCGCUCUGGCUGCCGGCAGUGAGGAGUCAGGUCUGUCCAAGUGGUUAGGAGAGAGCUUGGUACCUCUGGAGAAAAUUCCCCCCUUUGCCAUCUCGUUGCUGCUCUGCCUGCUGGUGGCGACAUUCACUGAGUGCUCCAGUAACACAGCCACUACCACCCUGUUCCUGCCCAUACUGGGCUCAAUGGCCACAGCUAUUAAGAUACACCCGCUGUAUGUGAUGCUGCCCUGCACCAUCGCUGCCUCUCUUGCCUUCAUGCUGCCUGUGGCGACACCACCCAACGCCAUCGCCUUCUCGUUUGGAAACCUCAAAGUCAUGGACAUGGUGAAAGCUGGCUUCAUGCUGAACCUCAUUGGGAUUUUGACCAUUAAUAUAGGCAUCAACACCUGGGGAUACGCCAUGUUUGACAUGGGCACCUUCCCUCAGUGGGCCAACACUACACAUACCCAACCUUGAGUAAGGGAGGAUGGAGAUGGAGAAAGGGAAUUGGAUUUUAAAGCCCCCGAAAGCUCGUCUUCAAAUUAUCCGUAUUUCUCUAUAAUAUAUAUUCAUGACUAAAUAAGCAACAAUCAAAGUAAAAAAACAAAAAAUUAUUUUUGUAUUAUUUAUUAAGAGUUUAACAGUCAAAAACUAAGCUAAUCUGCUUCAUCAGGACUGUGUGGUGGUAGUUUGAUCAGAUUUAAUUGAGAGUGACAGGAACGACCCACCAACUGUCAUCAGAUUCUCAUUCAAAUGUCGCUCAAUCCUGAUUGGUACAUGGAAGUACGUGACAUCACCUUUUUCUUACCGAGUCCCGCCCACUUCAAACCAACGAGAAGAGCACUGACAUCUCUCGAGUGAGAUAAACUGUUUAAACUUUGGAAGAAAAUGUGUGUGUUCAUGUAGGAUCCCAUCAGUAGUAAGAAGCUGAUUGAGAAAAAAGGUUUACAGGGCCUUUAAAGGAACGAAGAGAAAGCCACUUUGAAUUUCAAGAGCUGUAGCAGAAGCUUUGAUUAUUAUUAUAGAAAGAAGGGGAGUAAAUGAAAGGUUGGUUACAGUGAAUUUGGGAAAGAAAAUAAAAGUUUAAAGAUGAAACUGAUCCAAAAUAAAAUACCAUUUAGACCCAGUUUCACUCAGCAGUGGUGCACUACCACAUCUGAAUCAAUGUUUUAAUUAUAAACAAACCUGUUGGUUGUAAAACCAGGACUGGAUUUACAACCAAAACUGAGCUCAACUUGAGCACUAUCAGACUAUUAGCUUUAUUAUUAGACAGACUCUCCUGUUAGUGUUCAGUACUUCCUCGUGUCAUUCCAGUGACCAUUAGAAAAGACUGAGGCCAUUUCCUUGUACACAUUUCCCUGAAUGUGAUGUCAUCUAUUUAUCACUCACAAAUAAUUUAAAGAUGCAGUGCACUAUGUGUUUGAGUGAUUAUUCAAAAAUAAUGUGAUUAUUCUGAGUGAUGUUGUGUUUCCAGACAAUGUGUAAAUGAGCUGAAAUUGAAUUAAUUGUAUCAGUUAAUUUAACUUAUUACAGUGGUCCUUUUGUUGGACCUUAAAUCUUUGUUUUUUGUUGCAUAUUUAAUUUUUUUAUCAGUGUUUCUGUCACAUUGUUUUUACCAUGAAGAAGCAUUGACUUUAUAUUUAUCUUGUAAUUUGUAAACGUCAAAGUGGCAUACUUUAUCUGUAUAUCGUCAAGGGAACAUUUUAAUCUUAAAUUGCAAAUACGCUCCUUAGAUGAAGGAAGGCGGAAGUUAUUAAAGGAAUAGGAAUUUGGGAAAUAUACUUAUUCAUUUUUUUUUGCUGAGAGAAGAUCGAUACCACUCCUAAAAUUGUACGGUAAAUGUGAAACCACAGCCAGCAGCUUCUGGCUAUAGCUUAGCUUAGCAUAAAGAUUGGAAACAAGGGGAAAUGGCUAGCCUAGCUCUUUCCUAAGCUAAAAAAAAAACAAACGAAGAAUGCCUACCUACUCACAAAUUAACAGUUUAUAUCUUGUUCUUGUUUGUUUAAUCUGUACAAAAACAGAAGUGUGAAAAUGUUAUGUACCGGAUUAUUUCUUGACCGGGUGCAGUGACUUCCUGGAGUGCCCAAGCCACAUAGCCCCCCGUAAAACCAAAACUUGACAUUUUACACUUUGGUUUUUGCAUGGAUUAAACAAAGAAGAUACAAUUUAUUAAUUCGUGAGCAUUAGAGAUGAUAGUUUCUUUUACCUUCAGACAGUGCCAGCCUAUCUGUGUUCUCGUUUUUCCAGUAUAGUAUGCUAAGCUAAGCUAGCCAUCUCCUAGCGCCAGCUUCACACUGAACGGACAGACAUCGGAGUGGUAUCAAUCUUCUCAUCUAACUCUCGGCAAGAAAGCAAACGUAUUUCCCAAAAUGGCAAACUAUUCCUUUAACAGAUCCACUCAAGUAAUUAGGUGGACAUGUACGCAAAAUGCAGGUGACACUGAAAAACAUCCUUUGCAUUGAGGAAGGUAAAGCGCACAAAUUAGUAGCAGGAAGGUGUUACUAUUAUUGUGUAAAGUGAGUACAGAUGAAAAAGUUGGUUGAAGGAUAACUUUGAGAUAAGAGGCUGCCAACAGGAUACGAUCAGGGUCAGUCUCUAUAGUGGUUAUUACAGGUGAAUGUAAUAAACUGAAAAUGUAGGAGAGAGACAGAACGUCCUAGCAGAGUAAUGUGUUUCCCGCUCAUUGCAACUGUUUGUAUUCUGAAAAUAAAGCAUCAUCAUGUGAACAAGUG
Messenger RNA from Siniperca chuatsi (mandarin fish), 4340 nucleotides. It is a transcript of the gene slc13a2, whose product is annotated as solute carrier family 13 member 2. The transcript is spliced from 12 exons. Lineage: Eukaryota; Metazoa; Chordata; Actinopteri; Centrarchiformes; Sinipercidae. Gene Ontology annotation, molecular function: transmembrane transporter activity. The record is from RefSeq and is a predicted model, not a curated record. The coding region runs from base 301 to 2085 and encodes 594 amino acids. Gene Ontology annotation, cellular component: membrane. Gene Ontology annotation, biological process: monoatomic anion transmembrane transport.